Molecule: messenger RNA, 1456 nt
Organism: Melampsora larici-populina 98AG31
Lineage: Eukaryota; Fungi; Basidiomycota; Pucciniomycetes; Pucciniales; Melampsoraceae
Exons: 8
Coding region: 35-1309 (424 amino acids)
Biological process (GO): ergosterol biosynthetic process
Cellular component (GO): endoplasmic reticulum membrane
Molecular function (GO): Delta14-sterol reductase activity
Source: RefSeq, a predicted model, not a curated record
CAUUCUCAACUGAUCAAGUCAACUUAUUCAAAUCAUGAAAUCUAAAGAAACUCUCAAUCCCACCACUUUACACUAUGAAUUUGGUGGUAAAAUAGGGGCCUUUGGAAUCUCUUUAUCAGUUCCUUUCUUUACCUAUUGGAUGAACAUCGUAUGCAAUAAAUCAACAGAAUGCAGGUUAUCAUAUCCUAUCUUCGAUCUACCAACACUAUGGUCUCAAACCAAUCUUUUCAGUCUUGAAGUUUGUGCGGUUUAUUUAGGAUGGUAUUUUUAUAUCAUGACUUGUUGGUGUUUAUUACCGGGUAGAAGGGUUCAAGGUACAAUCUUAAGAGAUGGUUCAAGAUUGACUUAUAAAAUUAACGCCUUUGCGACUUUCUUGUGUACCUGUGCACUGACGGCAAUAACUCUUUGGAAACUCGGUUCUUGGCCAUUUAUUUAUGUGGUCGAUCACUACGUUGAGUUCAUCACUGCGAGCUUAAUAAUGAGUGUCACACAAGCAUUUUAUUGCUAUUGGAGUAGUUUUCGAAAAGAUCGAAUUCUAGCCCUAGGUGGAAAUAGUGGAAAUUUUAUAUAUGAUUGGUUUAUCGGACGUGAACUUAAUCCACGUAUUGGUUCAUUCGACAUCAAAACGUUCAACGAAAUGAGACCAGGAUUAAUCUUAUGGGCUUUACUAGACUUUUGUUGGAUCAUCAAACAAUUUAACGAUUUCGGUAGAGUAUCAAAUAGCAUUCUGUUAACCUUUGGGUUUCAGUUAUGGUAUGUUUUUGAUGCUGAAUUUAAUGAAGAUACUAUCCUCACUCAAAUGGAUAUCACUACCGAUGGAUUUGGAUUUAUGCUCUCAGUUGGAGAUCUUACUUGGGUCCCAUUCACUUAUUCUCUUCAAUUACUUUACUUAUCCUUCACACCCAUCGAUCUCACCUUAUUAGAAUUGGGAUCUAUCAUAUUGGUUCAAUUAGUUGGAUAUUAUAUCUUUCGAGUUAGUAAUGAGGAGAAGAAUGAAUUCAGAUUCAAGAAGUCUAAUCCCAAAAAUCUCACGUUCAUUGAAACCAAGAGAGGCACCAAGCUUUUGACAUCCGGUUGGUGGGGUCGAUCAAGACAUCCUAAUUACCUAGGCGAUUGGAUUAUGGCUUGGGCCUGGUGUUUACCAACUGGCUUUCAAACUCCCAUCACAUAUUUUUAUGUGAUUUACUUUGGAAUCUUAUUGGUUCAUCGUCAACUUCGAGAUGAAGAAGCUUGUGCACAAAAGUAUGGUGCCGAUUGGAUCAGAUACAAAAAUAUCGUUCGUUGGAAAAUCAUACCUUAUAUUUAUUGAAAGAUAUCUCAAUUCUCUUAACUUGAAUACAUAGCGACCAGUACAUUUAUUAUUGAAUAUUAUAAGAUCUAAGUUGUUGAUGACAAUUACUAAAUUACCAGAGUUUGCUCAAUAAAUCCUUUCUCUACCAUCAAUUUUUGUGGUCAC